Eutrema salsugineum is the source of this 1249-nucleotide messenger RNA. Its product is annotated as beta carbonic anhydrase 4. NCBI's taxonomy places the organism in Eukaryota, Viridiplantae, Streptophyta, Magnoliopsida, Brassicales, Brassicaceae. The record is from RefSeq and is a predicted model, not a curated record. Gene Ontology annotation, biological process: carbon utilization. Gene Ontology annotation, molecular function: carbonate dehydratase activity; zinc ion binding. The coding region runs from base 171 to 1013 and encodes 280 amino acids. The transcript is spliced from 10 exons.
CGGUGACUUAUUUUUUAAAAUUCAAUUCCCAAAAAUUUUUGCACUUAUCGUCUUCGCCCGUAGAGGUUUUCGAGGAGCUAUCAAUUGGCCAAUAAAGAGCAUUACCAAGUCCUUCACCUUCAUCCCUUAACCCUUAGAUCGCUAGGAGAAGCUCAAAGAGAUCAGCUUUAAUGGCUCCCACAUUCGGCAAAUGUUUCAUGUUCUGCUGCGCCAAGACCUCUCCGGAAGGAGACGAAAUGGCCACGGACUCGUACGAAGCCGCCAUUAAAGGACUUACGGAUCUUCUCAGUAAGAAAACAGAUCUCGGAAAUGUCGCCGCCGAGAAGAUCAAAGAGUUGACGGUGGAGCUGAAGGAGCUUGCUUCCAGCAACUCUGACGCCGUUGAACGUAUCAAAUCCGGUUUUACCCAAUUCAAAACUGAGAAAUACUUGAAAAAUGAUGCUCUGUUCAGUGAUCUCGCCAAGGGUCAGAGUCCAAAGUUUCUCGUAUUCGCUUGUUCGGAUUCGCGAGUAUGCCCAUCUCACAUCUUGAAUUUCCAACCUGGAGAGGCCUUUGUUGUUAGAAACAUUGCAAACAUGGUUCCACCUUUUGACCAGAAGAGACAUUCUGGAGUUGGUGCCGCCGUUGAAUACGCAGUUGUACAUCUCAAGGUGGAGAAUAUUCUGGUGAUAGGCCAUAGCCGUUGCGGUGGGAUUAAGGGACUCAUGUCCAUUGAAAAUGAUGCUGCACCAACUCAGAGUGAUUUCAUUGAAAACUGGGUGAAGAUAGGCGCAGCAGCGAGGAACAAGAUCAAGGAAGAACAUAAAGACUUAAGCUCCGACGAUCAGUGCGACAAGUGUGAGAAGGAGGCUGUGAAUGUGUCGCUUGGAAACUUGCUUUCUUACCCGUUCGUGAGAGCUGCGGUGGUGAAGAACACACUUGCAAUCAGAGGAGCUCACUACAAUUUCGUCAAAGGAACAUUUGAUCUCUGGGAGCUCGAUUUCAAGACCACUCCUGCUUAUGCCUUCUCUUAAGAUGAAGAACUCUUUUGAGAUUUGCUUCUUCUUCUUUUUUUCUUUUCUUUCUCAAAAAACCUUUGACCUCAUCUCUUCUUCUUUCUCUCAUGUUGAUUCUGAUCUCAACUUCUUUUGAUUCUUUUCUUACUCAAACUUUGGCUUUGCUGCUUUUGUUUCGAAAGCUCAAACAAUAAAUCUGUAAACAACAUUUGAAUCUCCUUUAUUCGUCUAAUUGAUGUUCAAAUUAAGAAUGA